Molecule: messenger RNA, 1392 nt
Organism: Fusarium pseudograminearum CS3096
Lineage: Eukaryota; Fungi; Ascomycota; Sordariomycetes; Hypocreales; Nectriaceae
Exons: 2
Coding region: 1-1392 (463 amino acids)
Source: RefSeq, a predicted model, not a curated record
AUGCCGAAGAAAAGGAACCACAUAAAGUCCUUCAAGCCAAUCUCAACGGCCUCGCCGUCUUCGUCAAGAUCGACUGAUACCUCUGAAAAGCCCUCCCGAACCGUCAAUGACCUGCUAGCAAACCUACGUCGUACCUCGAUCAACCCCUCCGCCGCCUCCCAGUCAGCCCUGCCUGCGACUGCUCCAAGCGUACCCCCGGCCAUCAGAGAGAUCCUCCAGAUCCCAGACACACCGGCCCCCGCUCCUCGUCGUCAAGUCCGUCAAAGGUUCGAUGGCAAUGGCAGGAGACUCCCUGCUGGUCCUCCUCCACCGAGAAGCUGGGUCUCCCGUCAAUCUGCGGAUGCCGCUCGUGAGGCCUCCUCGAGCCAGUCGCGCUUGAGUUCAAGAGGACUGGAAGACACUUGUUUACCAGGCACUUAUUUGCCUUCCCGCGGAAGUUUGAUAGACAUCGUGCUGCAGAAGCUUGCACGCGAGUGGGCUAUCCACCGCGUGUACAAUCAGUACCAUCUGUACUUUGUACCCAACCAUCUGAAGGCUGCCUUGAUCCGCUAUGUUGGAAUAACCAGCCAAGAUGGGCUUUCCUUGAGUGAUCUGAAGAUCAUUCUGCUGCCACCACCAGACACGUCUGACAGGGAUGAGUUGGAUAGUCUAACGGCUUCGAACCUUGAGGUCAACUACCUCGACCUUUCGGGCUCUGCAUGCCGGUCAAUAAGACUAAAGGAUGUCAAUGACUUGCUGUUCCCUGUCAGAGACCAAGAGCCUGCAACAGAACUGCAAGAAUCCUGGGACGUUUCCGAGGCUAUUCCAAGCCCUCCUCGUUCUUUGCUGCCCAACCUCACCCACCUCUCGCUGGCCUUGCACCCCCAGAACGAUUCAUCCGCAUCAUGGAAGCAUCUACUUGCGUUGACUUCAAGACUUACGACACUCACACACUUGAGUUUGGCAUUCUGGCCCGAUCCAUGCCUAACACCACGGUCUCGAAUGGCUACGGUCUCUUCCCCACAGGGACGUCGUAUUCCUUAUGGCGGGACGAACUUGUAUUCGCAUGCGAUUGACCACGAUUGGAGUGAGGCAUUGCUCGUUUUGCGCACACUCAGUAAGAACCUGUAUGCGCUAGAGUUUCUUGACCUUACUGGCUGCUGUUCUUGGUUUCAUGCACUAAUGGCUGAAACCGGCCAUGACUUUGUCAACUGGGCCGACCACUGGGGCAAGAUCACCGAGCUUCGUCUCUACACGGGGUGGACGCCUGGGCCUAACGCGCUGCCGUCCGAGAAAGAGAAAUUCACCGAGGCUGUUCAAACAGCGAGGAAUGUUGAGAAGCACAUUCGAACUAUGAGAGCAGGCAAAGGAAGGUUUAUUGUUGUAGAGCGUGAUAGUUUAGACAAUAUAUAG